AUGUACAACAAUGAAGCACUCACUUCUCCAGCUCCAAUAGCGGGCUAUACGCCUGAUUUGGAUACAUCCCAUUAUGGUGCACCACCAGAAGAACGCAUUCGUCGACGUGGUAAGACAAAGAAGAAGGUAGCGCUUACCGAUGGUAAUCUAGUUGUUGAUCUACCGAUUCCAUCGACGCUUGAUAAGGUCAUAAUGAGGCGUGAUCUCGAGGAUAUGUCUAAAGUUCGCUAUACCGCUGUUACUUGCGACCCAGAUCACUUUGAGAAAGAGCAGUUUACACUCAGACAAAGUUUGGGAAAUAGACGUACGGAGUUGGCCAUUUGUAUUACAAUGUACAAUGAAGACGAAGUACUUUUCUGCCGUACGCUUUACGGUGUCAUGAAGAAUAUCAGUCAUUUGUGCUCAAGAAAGAACAGCUCUACGUGGGGUAUAGACGCAUGGACCAAGGUAGUUGUUGUUAUCGUCGCAGAUGGUAGAACAAAAGUUCACCCGCGCGUAUUAGAUUGUCUCGCCAGUUUAGGUGUUUACCAAGAAGGUGUCGCUAAAGGUGCCGUUAAUGAUAAGAACGUCGAAGCACAUCUCUUCGAAUAUACCACUUCAUUAGCACUUGGUCCAGAUCUCAAGUUCAAAGGUCCUGAAAAGCGCAUUGUUCCAACCCAGAUCAUCUUCUGUCUUAAAGAGAAAAACGCCAAGAAAAUCAACUCUCAUAGAUGGUUCUUCAAUGGUAUCUGCCCAGUUCUCCAACCAAACAUCUGUGUUUUGCUUGAUGUUGGUACACGUCCACAUCCAAAAUCUAUUUACCAUCUUUGGAAAGCAUUUGAUAAGAAUUCGAAUGUAGGUGGUGCAUGUGGUGAAAUAAGAGCAGAUACUGGUAAACAUGGUCGUGCAUUACUUAAUCCAAUAGUUGCAUCUCAAAAUUUCGAGUACAAGAUGUCAAACAUCCUUGAUAAACCGACGGAAUCCAUAUUCGGAUAUAUAUCAGUCCUACCGGGUGCAUUUUCAGCCUAUAGAUACGUUGCUCUCAAGAACGAUGAUAAUUUCGGCUUAGGACCACUUCAUUCGUAUUUCAAAGGCGAGACAAUACACAUGUCAGAGAAUGAGAGUGUUUUCACGCGUAAUAUGAUGCUUGCGGAGGAUCGUAUUCUUUGUUUCGAGCUUUGCGCAAAACGUAAAGAAGCCUGGACGUUGAAAUACGUUAAAUCAGCUGUCGGUGUUACAGAUGUUCCAGAUAGAGUUCCGGAGCUCAUCAGUCAGAGACGUAGAUGGCUUAAUGGAUCAUUCUUCGCUGCUAUAUAUGCUCUUACGCAUACAGGUCAGAUAUUAAACAGUGGACACUCAAAAAUGCGCAAAUCGUGGUUGCUCAUUGAAACAUUUUACGCCGCUAUUAAUUUAUUCUUCAGUUGGUUCGCUUUGGGUAACUUCUAUUGUUUCUUUGUUGUCCUUACAAGGGCUCUCGAAGACCCAUCAUUUGGUAUACCAGGUAUUAAAUUCUUCAAUCUUGUUGCACAAGCUGUAUAUGGUGCUAUGAUUAUUGCUUGUUUCACUUUCAGUAUGGGUAAUAGACCUGCAGGUGCUAGCUUUAAAUAUACAGCAGUUAUGUGCGUCUUUGCGGUUUUGUCUAUAUAUAUGGUUGUCGCGGCCAUUAUAUGUACUGUACACGUAGCUCAGCAAUCGGAACAUAACGCAAUGUACGCUCAAAUGCUCAUUUCGCUUAUCGCAACUUAUGGUCUAUGGGUAGCGGCUAGCUUGAUCUCACUCGACCCAUGGCAUUUGUUUACUAGUUUCCCGCAAUAUCUCCUUCUCGCCGCCAGUUAUAUCAAUGUACUGACGACCUUCGCAUUCUCUAAUCUUCACGAUCUGACUUGGGGUACUAAAGGAGAUAAUGUUCCAGAGCAGAAUACAGGAAAAUUCAAGACGUCUAAAGAUGGAUUGGUUGAAGUUGAGAUGUACGACAACAAACCGGAUUUGGACGGUCAAUAUGCAGACGCGCUGCAUAAAUUGAGAACGAAGAUGCCAAUCCCACAAGCGCCACCUAGUGCAGCUGACCGUGAACGCGCUGCAGCUGAUUAUCUUGCUAGCUUCAGAUCAAAUGUGUUGUUAUGUUGGAUAUUGUGCAACGGAGCUCUGAUAAUCGCCGUUUUAGUAGGUACAGGCGGGGAUGGAGCAUUCGGAGACAAUGGAAAUAAAAAAGUACAAGCGUAUAUGUUGAUUAUUUUAGCCUUUGUCGCUAUAACGAGCGCAAUAAAAUUCUUAGGUUGUGCUACUUAUAUGAUUGCAUCGUUGUUCGGAAUGUAA
Messenger RNA from Wallemia mellicola CBS 633.66, 2295 nucleotides. Its product is annotated as glycosyltransferase family 2 protein. The transcript is spliced from 5 exons. The record is from RefSeq and is a predicted model, not a curated record. Gene Ontology annotation, cellular component: cell septum; cell periphery. Bases 1 to 2295 code for a protein of 764 amino acids. NCBI's taxonomy places the organism in Eukaryota, Fungi, Basidiomycota, Wallemiomycetes, Wallemiales, Wallemiaceae. Gene Ontology annotation, molecular function: chitin synthase activity.